AUGCUGCGCACAUAUCAGCGAAUUGCCAAAGUGGACCAGAUAGAUGAAAAGGACUUGGGAAAUCUCUUUGACUACUCCCAUUCAAGCGACCUGGUGUAUAUGCCCUUCAAGAAGAUGCACCGAAGUUUAUACCAUUGGCUGCCACCUGGAGGGACAGAUCAAUGCGAGGAUGUACACACACCACCCUCCCGGAGUUCUGACGUGGCUCUUUACUACCAAGCGGAUCGCUGCACAACUUUUUGUGUCGUGCGUGAGCCUUUGGCCCGAUUCUGGAGCGCAUUCCAAAUGAUGUUUUACGCGUGUGAUCCUGAGUCCGUAGACAAGAGGGCACGGGAGCUUCUGUCCGACUUGCCUACCCGGCCGUACGAGCACGAGUGCUUCUUCAUGCUGCAAGUGGAGAGCAUAUAUGGCGUGACCAAUAAGUCUGCCGCGACUCACCAGUAUUGCGAUCGGAUCUUGCAUGAGGAGAACCUCGAUCAGGAGUUUGAUGCACUUAUGGCAGAAUAUGGUCGCCAUGCGGAACUGCCUGAAGAACACCUGAUGUCCAGCUGGACAGACAUCUGCAACAUGUCAGUGGCUGACCUGAGACCGGAAACCAAAGCAGCCGUGUAUGAGUACUUCAAGGCAGACUACGAAGCUUUUGGCUACCCAAAGCCAGACUUUUGA
This is a messenger RNA of Symbiodinium natans, 666 nucleotides long. The record is from the annotation of a GenBank genome assembly. NCBI's taxonomy places the organism in Eukaryota, Dinophyceae, Suessiales, Symbiodiniaceae.